UUCUCCAACGAUCAAAACAAACGGACAGAAAUAAACCAGCAUCUUCUAUAUAUACAGUUGGGGUCCAAAUUUGUUUAUAGAACAGCUAUAGAUUUCGUCCAGUGAACUUAUCUUACGCGUUUCUUCAGUACUCUACUUCAUCAUGAACAGCUUCACCGUCCUCCUGUGCUUAGCCGCCGUGGCCCUCAGCAGCGCCCACCCCCCGGUGUUCCGGCGUCUGCACGCGCGGCAGUACUUCCCCGCCUACCCCGCGGCCUACCCGGCGGUGUACUCCGCGCCGGCGCACUACACCGCCGCGCUCGCCCCCACGGUUCACUACGUGCAGCGUGUGCAGCCAGCAAUCAACACCGUCCAUGUGCCCGCGCCGCUACCGGUCGCGUCCGUGGUGGAGACCGUGGCGCCCUCCGCCUCGUACCCCACCUACACGCACACCAACACACAGGUCCACACCACCUCGGGGAGCAUCUACCGCGUGGACACGCCGGUCACGUACACCACCACGCUGCAGGCGCCGGCCGUGCACCGCACCUACCAGUACGACACGGUGCACGCCGCCGCGCCACACACCUUGAGGUACGUCAACGGGGUGUGGUGCUGAACACAAAACUGAAUAGGAGAGAGGAGAUUAUCGUGCAGGAAGAGUUGUAGAUGGACAAUAUGUGAAGUGUAAUAUGUUAGGUACUUAUUAGGUUUAGACAAUAGUGCAAUAAAUUAUUAUUAAUAUUUUA
Messenger RNA from Plutella xylostella (diamondback moth), 728 nucleotides. RefSeq lists its product as uncharacterized. Lineage: Eukaryota; Metazoa; Arthropoda; Insecta; Lepidoptera; Plutellidae. The record is from RefSeq and is a predicted model, not a curated record.